Puntigrus tetrazona (Sumatra barb) is the source of this 7922-nucleotide messenger RNA. Its product is annotated as transcription factor TFIIIB component B'' homolog. Gene Ontology annotation, cellular component: transcription factor TFIIIB complex. Gene Ontology annotation, molecular function: TFIIIC-class transcription factor complex binding. Gene Ontology annotation, biological process: RNA polymerase III preinitiation complex assembly. The transcript is spliced from 47 exons. The coding region runs from base 148 to 7407 and encodes 2419 amino acids. The record is from RefSeq and is a predicted model, not a curated record. NCBI's taxonomy places the organism in Eukaryota, Metazoa, Chordata, Actinopteri, Cypriniformes, Cyprinidae.
GCGUGGUGGUUGCCAGACUGGCCGGUGCGCAGGCAAAGUUGCGGCAGGGAGUCAUGCGACCGGCUGAAACGGCAUUUUAUCACGUUAAAGCGCGACAAUCACAUUGACAGUGUUACGCGGUGAUUUGAAUUGAAUUACUUCAGGAGGAUGCGAAGAUCAAGAAUCAGUAUUAAGCCCAAUGUCAGGCCAGGAGGUCGAAGUGUGGGAACCACAGCAGAGGACAAGAGCUCCCAAGGGUCCACAGCUGUUGGUGACACCCAGCAAAAGCUGCCGUCUGCUUCACAGUCUCAACUGGAAGUCAAAGAGUCUGCUGUGGCGACAGGAGAUGGAAAUGUGCCCCACUCUCCAUUAGAGAAAGCAUCACUGAACAUUAAUGAUGGAGCGCCAUCUAGUGUGAGCACACCUGCAACUACAGUCAUUCAGAGGAGGGGAAGAAUCUCUGCCACACCAAACCUGGCCAGACCCAAAGCCCGUUCUGCUCCUUCAUCCACUGGAAAUACUGUUUCUCUUCCAUCAGAGCCAUCCAAUGGAUCAUCCCCUUUCCAGGCUGCCAAGCCCCGCAUCCCAGUUGCUAUCAGCAGAGAUGAUUCACAAAACAAUACAUUCUCAGAUGCCACUACAGCAGCUAACUGCCCUCCAUCCUCACCAUGUCUUCCAUCCACAUCUGGCUGCCCAGCAUCUGUAUCAACAACUCAGUCACAACAAGAGCCUUGCCGGACUCCCCAAAAAAUCCCAAGUGAGGAUUUCGUGCCUCAAGAAGGAGCCACUCCGGUUUCAUGCACACACUCACCGUAUGUGAAACUGUCUCGCGUUGAUGGACCAGACUCUCCUCUCAGGAACAAAUUCUUUUCAGACAAGCAGCAGGUCUUGAGGGCCCUCAAACUUAAAGAACUGAUGAAGCUGGAGAGGAAGAAAGUAAGAAUGGAGACGAAGAGCAGACGGCAUAAACGUGAGCAUUGCAAUGAGCCAGAUCGGGACAAAAUGACCUUGGGUGACUUCAUUUAUUACCUGCCGGAGUCAAACCCUAUGAAGUCCUCCCUUUCCACAGAAGAGGCUCAAUCAGAGACAACUGCUCCACCGACUCCCACGGUGCAGAAAACUGUGGCAGAAGCGGAUGACGAGGAAGAUGAUGCCGAUGAGGAUAUGCUUGUUCCCAAAGUCAAGGUGGCAGAAGAUGGCUCAUUGAUUUUAGAUGAAGAAAGUUUGACAGUGCAUGUUCAGAGGACAUCUGAUACAGUGAUCGAGAGUGCAAAUCCACUGUUUGAGCGAGGCUCUACUACAACAUACACAAGUUUCAGGAAAAAAUACUACGUGAAAAGCUGGUCUGUCAGAGAGACGGAUAUGUUCUUUUUGGCCAUCAGUAUGGUGGGAACAGACUUCUCCAUGAUGGCUCAGCUGUUGACUCACCGUAGCAGAGCAGAAAUUAAGAAUAAAUUUAGAAGGGAGGAGAGAAUAAAUUCGUGGAGAGUGGAUAAAGCAUUCAGAAAUAAGCGCCCAUAUGACAGUGAGCUUUUCAGUUUCCUGCUGAAAAGGGUCUUGCUUAAAGACAAACAAAAGGGCAGAUCCAUAAAAUUGGUUGUGAAAACCAGUAAAGCAAAGAAAAGCAAAGGUGGUGCAAAAUCCAAGCAGCUUGAGGUCAAAGACUCCAUUAAUGAUAAUGAAGAUGAUGAAUUGUGCAGUAUGGAUUUAGAAAAGGAGAAUGAGGACAGCAGUAAUAUGAAUGAAACGGAUGUGCCGUCAAGUACAAGCAAGAAGCGCAAACGCUCAAAAUACAAUGAGCCAAAAGUGUCGUCAUGUGAGAAAGCAUGCAAGCAAAGGAAAAAAAACAAGACCCUGAAAAAAGGCAAACGCUUAAUGGGAGCUGAAGAUGGUAACCUUGUGUGUGCGGGCAGUGACUUGUUGGAUGCAGACAGUGAAGAUCAGUCACGUAUGACUGUGUCAAAAAAGAAAUGCAAACAGUCAAAAAAAGAACUGAUCGAAGAAUCUACUGAUGGAGAAACUGAUGAACUUAAUGAGGCAUCUGCCAUCAAAACGAAAAAACGGAAACGCUCUAAAAAGUGCAAGAAGGAAGAAAAGGAAGUUGCCAAAUGUAAACGGAAGACUAAGAUCAAACCGUCACAGGAAGGGAGUACUGGAUCUGAGCUGGGUGCUGAUUGUAGUGAUGUCUCGUUAACAGAUCAUAGCGCUGAAGAUGAUCAAGGGGAGAAGCUCUAUCCAGAGAGAGCGACUGAGGAGAUUUCACAAAGCUCAUCCAAACAUUCAAAAAGGCCCAAUUUGGCAAAAAGAAAAGCCAAAAAAUGUUCUGAACCAGAAGCAACAAUAGAGAUUGAGGAUACAGCAGAAGAACGUCAAGAUAAGUGCUGCAUCAAAGCAGAGAAUGAGUUGAGGAUCAUCCGUCUUGCAGAGAAACAGCUCCAGAGUCAGCCGGUAGUUGUUCUGGAAAGAACUCCUCCAAGGCUAAAAGAUUCACACAGCUCAUCUGAAAACCAAGAGCAACCACCGUCCUCCCAGAGCCUACAGCGUUCUCCUGGGCGGCAGAUGAGAGCUGAAAAGGUCAAGCGCAAUCUGACUGCUUCCAGUGAUGGUAAUGAAGUCUCGACAGCAGGCCCUGGUAUUAAAGAUCAAGGAUUGAAGCUCAUUCCUGAGAGCUCAACUAAGGAGAUUUUGCAAAGCUCCUCCAAACAUUCUCCUGAGCAGCAGUCAAGAGCAGAAAAGGUCCAGCACAAUCAGACUGCCUCAGAAGGGGAUCAGAUAGACCAGUGUCAUACUGGCUUACAUCCAUCACCAGAGGACAUGAGCAGCACUGCCAUAAUGAAUCAGUUGGGCAUCCAGGACUCUAAAGAGAUGGAGGCUGAUCAAUACGUGGAGGAGGAUUUAAAUGUAAAUAAUUUAGAGUUUUUAACUCCAUCUGAAGUAAAUGGUCAGACAUUGAAAAGACCAGUUGUGUUGGUGUCUCGCGACGAAGUAAAGCACUACGUCAAGAGUCAAGCACAAACCACUGCAGAAGAAUCAACGACCUCUGAGAGUCCACAGGACACGGCACCUGCCAGAGGCCAUCAUGGAGAUAACAGGGAUGAUCUUGAUGAACAUGGCUCCUCUAGUGGUGUUCUAGAAGAGAGUGUCUCUCAAGAUCAAGAUGUGAAGGAAACCAAGAACCAACUAAACAUUGAUGAAAAAAAGAGGUUUUCCAAGCCUCAACCCCACCUCAGCCUAGCAGCACAGUCCAUCUGCAGACCUCUGAAUGAAAAUACCUCGUCUUUCAAACAUGACUCAGUGCAGCUGCAAUGUAGAAGUCCUGUGGAAGUCCAAGCGAAGAUUGCUUUAAGUGAGUGCCUUGUUGAAGAACAUAGGGACCAUCCUGAGGAAGAGCUUACAUGUAGUGUUACUCCAGAAGUGAGCAGCCCUCAGGAUUUGAAGGAUGAUGAAGCACAAACCUCAGAAGAUGAUGUUCCUUACUUAACAUCAAUUGUGAGUAGGACAGAGGACCAGGAGACCGUUCUCUGCCUUGAGAAGCCUUUGGUUCCUGACACCACAUCGUCAGACAAAGAGAAUGAGAAUGAAGAUAAAAUGACUGAUCAGGAGGAACAGGAUUCAGAGGUUUUUGAAUCUGAAGUCACAGACACCGUGAUUGAGGAACCUCAGACAGAGCUGAAGAGGAUUAUUCCAGUCAGCUGUUCUGCUGAUGGUUCCUCAGUUUAUGCUCAAGACCGUAGUGUUCCAGAGAGACUCAGUCAGUUUAAGAAAACACCCAUCAACCUGAAAGGGGCAUCCCUGGUCAUGAUUAACUCUCAACAGACAUCAAAGACCAACGAAGAUCUUGCUGAGAAGUCUCACCAUAAGAGUCCUGUUAAAGCCAAGAAUAGUGAUUUGGAUCAUGACAAUGAGAAGAUCUCCAGAGAAGAUAAGCUUCUGUCAUCUGAAGAAAAUUUGCAGGAAUAUAAACAGAAUGAGAAUCUCCUGUCCUCUGUCCCAUUACAUGAUUUAAAACAGACUUUAGCUCCAGAAGUUCUUGUUGACAGCACUGGUAAAGGAAACAAAGAACAAAAUGACCAAGUUCUCAGUGACGCUUCAUCUAAGCACAGCCCGGUUUCAUCUUUUUCUGAUGAUCCAAACAAAUCUGCAAGCACCCUGUGUGAUGUGGACAUUGAGUUUAGUGAGCCUGCAGCUGAAGACGUUCAAAUACCAGAUGAGCAGGAUUUAAAAAAUCAAGACGACACAGAGGAGCCAUCAGAAGCUUUUGAGGAAUGCAGUGCCUCUCUUAAUGAAAAUGCAAAAUCUGAAAUUUCAGAUUCAGCUGGAAUGGAUACAGCUGUGACUGGUAAACAUUCUGAGGGGGAGCCUACAUUUAUUUUAACUCUGUAUGAGAUUCCAUCCUCUCAGCUGUACCAUGAGGCUACCUUUGGGCGGCAGGACACUGCCCCUUAUGAACUGCAGCCAGCGCAAGUCCAGACACCCUUGCUGUUCUCAAGCAGUGCACGUUCUCAUUCCUUCACAUUAGAAACUUCCAGUGCGUCUCUGAACAUGGCAUCUGAAGAGACCAGUAAUCUAUGUAAAAGUAGUUCUUGCAAGGUGGAGGAUGACUCCCUGGAUCCUCUUUCAAAGGAAGCAGCAGAUGAUGCCAGUACACAAUUGAUAUGCUCACAGGAAAGCAGUCGUGAUGAUGUGAACUCUUUAAUUAGUUCACCCGGGAUGUUCUCCUGUAAUUCUGCCACGCCAACACAUGUCCUGAAGUUGGAUGAGAUGCUGACAGAAUCCUCAGAAACAAAAGCACCUACUCACAGGAGAUGCAAGGUAAAGGUCAAGCCAAAACUAAAGCCAUAUGUGAAAGCUGGGCCUUCAAAAAAUGGGCAGUUUGAUGUAGCACCCAGUCUAUCAAAAUUUCAAGCCACGGCACAAACUGAGGUAGAGUCCAGCCAGAAAAUAUCUGCACAGGAAGCAGUUGAUCCUGAAAGCCACUCAAACCUUGAAAGCAGUGAGAGGGGGGCCUGUCCUGGACCUGAUAGCGUGAUAUCAACAGCCAUUGUGCCAGUGCCUGAACAUGAGAGUCACCUGAAGUGUGAACAUCCUCUCAGGAAAGAACUCCAGAGGAACGAGGACUAUGUUGUUGACUCUCCAGUGCACAGUACAUUCAUAAAGGAGUCUGAGGGGAUCAACAGAGCUGAAUGUCAGAGUAUUUCACACACAAUGCUGGCUGAUGCCUUUGUGCUCCCAUCAGGAGAAAUGAAGGAUGUGUUUAAUAAGGAACAGGAAGACCCUCAUGAUAGUGAUCUCCUAAUACCCGAUGGCUUAGCUGUUUGUCUUACUGAAAGCGAGAAAGCUCUUCCUCCAGUUAUAGACCAAGAGGAAAAAGUGGAACAUAUUUCUAAAAGGCCUGAUACGUGCAGAGAGGCAUCAUGUGUGUCAUCAUUAUCAGCAUCUCAAGAGAGGACUAUGUCUAUAGAACCUCUGAUUAAAGAAGAAUUCAUUAAAGAAGAACAGGAAACAGAACAAGAAGAUUUCUCUGAUAUUCCAAAGGAGGAAUUAGACAAAGAGCAUGCUGGGAUUGCUUCACCCUCACAAUGUCAACAGCUUAUACCAUUCAGCACUGUAAAACCAACAGCUUGCACUGAAUUGCAUCCAGUGGAACCGAAAAUAGAGGAUGCGUCACACGUAGUAUUGCCUGAGAUAUCGGUGCCGGUUUCUGCUGAAAAGGAAAAUAGUGAUCAUAUGGCACGUGGAAGUUCUGUCCAAAGCAGUCUCCAAAUGGGUGAAGAGAACCAGCAGGUUGUCACUGCAGAAGCAGACCAGGAGAUGCAUUCACACGAGGGUGUUUCACACAUGCUGCUGACUGAUAUGUUGAUCCCUGUCUGUGAGAAAAUGGAGGAGGAUUUAAACAAGGAACGGACAACAGCCAGAGGGAAAAGCCCUCAUGGGAAAGAUCGAUCUCAGGUGAGAGAGGACCCAGAUACCGUAGACCUGUUCUGUCAAGCUUCACAGUCAUCAGAUGUGGGACAGUUGGCAUCACCCAAAAGGAAUAGACCCACUCGGGGGAAAGGCGAGCUAUUGGUAAAGAUGGCGUUUCCCAAAAGAAAGACUGGAGAUUCCCCUAAGAGUGGCGAGCAAUCACAAACCAUUCCUCUGUCAGAGUCAACACAAUGUAAUGCUGAGACAUGUGCUGACUUGCUGCCCACUGAGGAGCGAGAGGAAGCAUCUGAGGGAGGUUCACACAACGUGCCGUCUGAUAUUUUGGUGCCCGUUUUGGAUGAGACCUCUGAAUGUAGCCUUCACAAAGAGGCCUUAUCAGCUGGUCUUCAAGAAGAUGCAAUAAAAGUUGAGACGUCAACCGAUAUUGACAGUCCUACAGAUACUGAAACCGAAGAUAACACUUCUGUGGCAGUGGAAUGUAAACCGCCUUGUUGUAGGAGAGGCACAGUGCAUCCAGUGCCUGAAUUAUCAAAAAGAAAAGAUGGUCCUUCAGAAGAUGACCUCUGUCAGCCCAGCUCCACACGGACCUCUUUAGCUACACCUCAGCAGUCCCUGGACCCUCAAACAGUAGAAUGGUCUCUCAAAAGCGAUAUGCUGCCCGUGGACUCAGAUGAGAUGGAGAACUGGUGUGAAGGAGUUUCUCACAUGUUGCUGUCGGAUACAUUGGUGCCUGUUUCUGAAGAGACUGGAGAGAACAGCACAGACCUAAAAGUGUUUGUCUUAAGCAGUCCCCAUAAAGACAAGCAAAUCACGCUCAGUCUGACGAAGAGUGAGGAGACACCAUCUGAAACUUCAAGUGAUGUACACCAGUUAGACAGUACUUCUGACAUGACAAAGACUAAUGAGAGUCUGCCAGCAUCACAAACAAAAAAAUCACCAGCAAGAAGUACAUUUCAGAUGACACUAAGGUCACCUGAAAGAUGCCUUAAAUAUCAGCCUCAUGUGCUGAAGUCAAUCCAAGCGGCCCCGACCACACCUCAGCGGACAUCGAAAGCAAAAGAACCCGUGCAAACUCCAACAAGACUACAAACAGGAGAGAUCUCAAGCGCAUGCUGGGUGCAGCUAGAAAGGUUAUCUGUAGGGGAAGUCUGCAGCGCUCAAAGUGUCCUGCAACCAAAGCAUCACAGCACGCCUGUCACUGUAAAACCCACUUCUAGAGAGAAUGAGAUGGCUUUGCAUGGAAGCAGAAGCUCUGGUUUAGAGUCGCCCAUGCCUCCAGGAUACUCGCCAAGGGUUGUCCUUCAUCGAAUACCAUUAACUACUGAUGAGAACAUUUCUGUGCCCGUUUCUUCCCCAGCUAGAGUGUGCACCACACCAUCUCGAACACGGGCAGAUCAUCCGAACAAUCCUCCUGUCUCUAGUUUGAAAGCUGAAAAGAAUCCUGAACAAGUGUCCCACUUCUUACUGGAUGACAUCUUCACUGAAGUUGUGGAUGCCGAUUGAUUUUUAUUUUGAUUUGUUUUGGUUAAAUUUCAACGCUGCUAUUCCAGUUCAUUGCACUAAAGUGGAUGAUGUGAAACACUAUUACACUGCUCAUUAUAAACCUGUUAGAGAAUUGUUAGUAGUUGUGAUACAAUUUCUCUAAUUAAAUUUUGUUCAUGAAGGGAGGAAUUGUAUACAUUUCUGUUAUGGGGCCUUUUUUGGUGAUGAGACGUGCAAUGUUACAGGUUAAAAUCACAGCUGUUAUUUAUUUAUAUUUAUUUAAUGCUGAACAUCAUACCACUUUUAUCUGUUAGUUACUAACUCAUUUUGUGUUCAGUGCAAAUAUAUUUGUUUUUAUGGUUACUGUAACGUCCAUUUGUUUUUCUUUCUGAGAGCAAAGCCCUUUUUGUGGGUUAUAAUGCCUUUCUCCGGUGUUAUAAAGAAUGUUCAUCAAUAAUUCAAAUAUUGUCAGUUGUAUUUGUGGUAAGGUCUGGAUACAGCACUGAAGAAAUAAGUAAAUAAAUGAAUAUACACUU